This is a messenger RNA of Trichomonas vaginalis G3, 1908 nucleotides long. RefSeq names its product spectrin binding. Bases 1 to 1908 code for a protein of 635 amino acids. The record is from RefSeq and is a predicted model, not a curated record. Gene Ontology annotation, molecular function: protein binding. Lineage: Eukaryota; Parabasalia; Trichomonadida; Trichomonadidae. The transcript has a single exon.
AUGGGAAUAGUUCAGUUUGAUUGUCCAUUGAUUCGGAGACUUAAUUUCUACAAUGCACAAGAUAAAUUUAUAUUGGCAAUCAAUGGUGCCGAAUUAAUAAUAAAUAAAUCAGUUGCAAUAGGAAUUUCGGGAAAAAUUUCGGGAAAAUACACUUUGGAUAAAAGUUUUGCAAAAAUAAACGUUUGUACUGAAAUUAAAUCACAUAAUACUGCUAAUAUUUUGAAAGAAAUACUUCUUAAUGGAAAAGUAGAUUUUGAAUUUGAGAACACACUAACGAUGGAUCUUUUUCAUAUCGGAGUGGAAUUAGGAAUACAAGAAUUAAUCGAAUUAUACAAAAAGUACGCUAUUGAUGAAAAAGAAUUAGAUAUUGAUAAUUGCUUUCAAUUACUUGAAUUUUAUUUACAGAUGUCAUCAAAUGAAAAGAUAUCAGAAUGUGUUGAUUUCAUUUCUUCCCAUUUUUAUUCAAUCAUUGAUGAUGAUCUCAAAAAUAUUGCGAAAAAACUUGGAUUUGACAUUCUUCAAAGGAUAAUAAGUAACGAUAAACUUGUUAUAGAUGAUGAAGAUUCUUUAGUGCGCACUAUUAUAACUCUCACAAGGGAAAGCGAAAUUUUCUAUCCAUUGUUUGAUUAUGUUCAAUUUGAGUAUUGCAGCGAAAAAAUUUUAGAUAAAAUACAAAAUUUAACUGAUUCAAAUAACUUUAUCCAUAUUGUUAAAUCAUUCCAUGAUUCAAUAGCAAGAACAAGAAAAAAUUGUCCAAAUGGUCCGCGUUAUAUCGAUUCAGAAGAAGUUCUAUCUCAAAUUGAAUUAAUGAAAAAUUCUGAUUUCGAAAGCAUAUAUAAUUUUCUUGAAGAUUUAUCAGAAAAAGGUAGAAUAAAUAUGCUUUCGAAAGCAAAGAAAGAAUGUCUUAUUCAAAAGAAUUUAAAUGGCUGUAGUAUGCUUCAUCAAGCAAUUGAGAAAGGAAAUAUCAGAUUAGUUAAAUAUCUUGUCUCUGUUGGAGCAAACAAAGAUGUAAAAAAUUAUAUAGGCAUCACUCCACUUCAUAUAGCAAUAGAAAAAGGAAAUUUUGAAAUUGUUAAAUAUCUCAUAUCGAAUGGAGUAGACAAAGAAGCAAAAGAUAUAUUUGGCGCUUCUCCAAUUCAUAAAGCAAUAUACAACGACAAAAUUGAAAUAGUUAAAUAUCUCAUAUCGAAUGGGGUUGAUAAAGAAAUAAAAGAUAAUUUUGGUGUUACUCCACUUCUAGCAGCAAUUAAGCAGGGAAAUUUAGAAAUUGCUAAAUACCUAUUAUCAAUUAGGGCUAAUAAAGAUGCAGUAAAUGUAUUUGGUUAUUUUCCAAUCCAUUAUGCAUCACAAUCUGGUAACCUCGAAAUUGUAAAAUAUCUCUUAUCGAUUGGAGCUAAUAAAGAUGCGCAAGCGGCAUUUGGUGUUACUCCGAUACAUAUUGCAUCAUCAUCAGGAAAUCUUGAAGUAUUGAAAUAUCUCAUCUCUAUUGGAGCCGAUAAAAAUGCAAAAUUUGAUAAUCUAUAUUUAUCUUUUCUUGGUACAAUCCAGAAAGAACCUAUUGCGGCAAUAAAAGGUCUUCUCUCAAUUGCAUAUACCGAUGUUCCAAAGACUGACGAUGGGUAUGGUUUAUUACAUGCUGCAACAUUUUCUAACAAAAUUUCAGUUGUUGAAUUUCUCAAUUCUAUUGGUUUUGAUAUAAAUGCAAAAUCUAAUAAUGGAUUUUCCUCAUUACAUGUUGCUUCAAUGUUUGGAAAUCUUGAAAUGGUUAAAUAUCUAAUUUCAAAUGGUGCUGAUAUGAAUGUUACAACCAAAGAUGGAAAGACACCAAUUUCUGUCGCAACUGAAGAAGUUAAAAAAUAUCUAUCAACCAUUGAAACAUGUAGAAAAAUUCUUUUCCAAGAAAAAUAA